Molecule: messenger RNA, 498 nt
Organism: Papaver somniferum (opium poppy)
Lineage: Eukaryota; Viridiplantae; Streptophyta; Magnoliopsida; Ranunculales; Papaveraceae
Product: SKP1-like protein 1A
Exons: 2
Coding region: 1-498 (165 amino acids)
Biological process (GO): SCF-dependent proteasomal ubiquitin-dependent protein catabolic process
Cellular component (GO): cytoplasm; nucleus
Molecular function (GO): cullin family protein binding
Source: RefSeq, a predicted model, not a curated record
AUGGCAGACACAAAGAAGAUGUUUACCUUGAAGAGUUCCGAUGGAGAAGAUUUUGUGGUUGAAGAAGCUGUUGCUCUUCAAUCUAACACGAUUCAACAUAUGAUUGAAGAUGGAUGUGCUGAUAAUGGUGUACCUUUACCCAACGUUACAGGAAAAAUCAUGGGUUCAGUCGUUGAGUAUUGUAAGAAACACGUUGAAACCCCUCAAGCAGAUACUGGUGCCGCGAAAGAAGAUCUUAAUGUCCGAGGAUUCCUAACACUUAAGAAGUGGGAUGAUGAGUUUGUUGGUAAGUUCGAUUUACAGACUACCCUGUUCGAUGUUAUCUUAGCGGCAAAUUAUCUGGAUAUCAAGAGUUUGUUGGACGUGACUUUCCAGAAAGCUGCGGAUAUGAUCGAGGAGGCAUACAAGAAAGGGGGAGUAGAGGAGAUCCGUAGGACCUUCAACAUUAAGAAUGACUUCACCCCAGAGGAAGAAGAGGAGGCUAGGCAUAAUAUCUAA